This is a messenger RNA of Arabis nemorensis, 1032 nucleotides long. Lineage: Eukaryota; Viridiplantae; Streptophyta; Magnoliopsida; Brassicales; Brassicaceae. The record is from the annotation of a GenBank genome assembly.
AUGAAGGGUCUUUUCAAAUCGAAGCCGCGUACUCCGGCUGAUAUUGUUCACCACACUCGGCAUCUCCUCCUCUACGCCGAUCGAUCCGCUUCCUUCCCUGACCUUCGAGAAUCCAAACGCAACGAAAAGCUAGCAGAACUAAGUAAGAGCUUACGAGAUUUGAAGCUCAUUCUCUACGGGAACAGCGAGGCUGAGCCUGUACCCGAAGCUUGUGCCCAGUUGACUCAGGAGUUCUUCAAGGACGAUACUCUUCGCCGGUUGAUCACAUCUCUUCCCAAUUUGAACUUGGAGGCCAGGAAGGAUGCUACACAAGUUGUUGCAAAUCUCCAGAGGCAACAAGUCAGUUCUCGUCUCAUUGCAUCUGAUUAUCUCCAAUCCAACCUUGAUCUUUUGGAUCUUCUAGUCCAAGGCUUCGAAAACACAGAUAUGGCGUUACACUAUGGUACUAUGUUUAGAGAGUGCAUCCGCCAUCAGAUUGUUGCAAAAUAUGUUUUGGACUCGCAGCACGUGAAGAAGUUCUUUCACUACAUACAGCUUCCCAAUUUCGACAUUGCCGCUGAUGCUGCUGCAACUUUUAAGGAACUUUUGACAAGGCACAAGUCUACAGUUGCUGAGUUUCUCACCAAGAACGAAGACUGGUUUUUUGCAGACUACAACUCAAAGCUUCUUGAAUCAAGUAAUUAUAUAACCAGACGACAAGCUAUUAAGUUGUUGGGCGAUAUAUUACUGGAUCGGUCAAAUUCAGCUGUGAUGACGAAAUAUGUGAGCUCAAUGGAUAACUUGAGGAUUCUCAUGAAUCUUCUGAGGGAAUCAAGCAAGACCAUUCAGAUAGAAGCGUUCCAUGUUUUCAAGCUGUUUGUAGCAAACCAAAACAAGCCUUCAGACAUCAUCAACAUUCUGGUGGCAAACAGAAAUAAGCUUCUGAGAUUGUUGGCUGAUGUCAAACCGGACAAAGAGGACGAGAGUUUUGAAGCAGACAAAGCUCAGGUGGUGAGAGAGAUUGCAAGCCUUAAGCCGCGAGAUCGUGCUUGA